AUGAAGAUCUCCGUCUUGCUUGCCAGCGCUCUUGCUCUUGGUGGAGUCGAAGCCGCCGCAAAGCGACGCUCGCCUCCUAAACAGUUCCAAGAGAAACACCUUCCCAGCAAGCGGACGUCGAAGCAUUUGAGGCCCUAUGCAGACAUUGCUGGCAUCACCAAGCGCCAGACCGAUUGGCAGUACCAGCCCGAUGGAGAGGCGUUGGGAGCUCCCGAUACAAAGCAAGCAGGUUAUGCAGAAGGUGCUUUCGCAGAGGGACAACCAGAAAGCUCAAAUGGACGAGGAGCUCCCUUCUCUGGUGCGGCACACGCUGUUCAAGGAUUGGCAGAUGAGAACGAGUUCCUGCUUGUCUUUGAUGAGGCCAAUUACGAUGCGCCUGGUACGACAUUCAACGUGGACGACUGGAUCGCGCACACUCCGAAGAAUAUCUUGGCCAAGAACUUCGGCGUUAACGAAUCGCUCUUUGAUACUAUCCCAGCAACGAGUCCCUACAUCGUGGCUGGUAACGCCAAUGGCACAGUCAGCGGGGAGGGCAUCGACUCUCCUUUCGGCAAGCUGGAAGGUAACAGCUCGUAUGUGAUUCAUCAUGGAGAUGUGGAGCCUAUUACUGCACCUGGCGGAGGUGGUACAAUCCAGAUCUUCGACUCCAGGACCUUUCCGAUCUCCACCACCAUUGCCGCGUCUGUGGUUACAAUCAAGCCUGGUGGUCUUCGUGAGCUCCACUGGCACCCAACAGCCGAGGAGUGGGUGUACUUCGUUCAAGGUCAAGCUCGUGCUUCGGUGUUCACUGGCAACGCUGCUGCGCGUACUUUUGACUUCAGCGCCCGUGACACUGCCGUCUUCCCUGACAACAGCGGACACUAUGUCAUCAACACUUCGAACAAUACAGAUCUAGUGUGGAUCGAAAUCUUCAAGGCUGACCGCGUGGCGGACAUCUCGCUGACCCAGUGGCUCGCCUUGACCCCGGCUCCAGCUGUCUCGCAGGUGCUGAACAUCAGUGUAGACGCUGUAAGGCUGCUGAAGAAAGAGAAGCAGCUGAUCAUCGCUUGA
Molecule: messenger RNA, 1050 nt
Organism: Fulvia fulva
Lineage: Eukaryota; Fungi; Ascomycota; Dothideomycetes; Mycosphaerellales; Mycosphaerellaceae
Product: putative oxalate decarboxylase
Exons: 3
Coding region: 1-1050 (349 amino acids)
Biological process (GO): oxalate metabolic process
Cellular component (GO): cell wall
Source: RefSeq, a predicted model, not a curated record